AUGCCCCCUCCAAAGAAACCAAAAACUGGUCCGACCACAGCUGAACAGUUUCUCACUGAAGAGGAACUGAAGCGAUUUCAGGCAGAGUCCUCCCCUAUACAACAAAAACUUACCUCAGGAAAACGGGAAACUCUUGACAAUGAUGAGUCUCGGGAAGCGUUUGGUGCCGAUAGCAGUAGUGAAUUAGAACGGUUUGCCAGACGCAGCAGCAAAAGAUUCUGCGAUGAUGGAACAGUGCCACAGGCAGGGAGCUCUUCCGACACGACUGACUACAGUUUGGCGUCCACGGCCUUCGCCAGUGAGACAGACCCGACUGGUCGCAGUGACCUCGGGGGAAGUGGUAGUGGCACAUCCGCAACUAUGCCCAGUAGCGGACAGUCAUCAAGUGAUCAAAUUCAGGCAGGGCGGCCAAUGCCAUCCUCCCUACAGGAGUACUCGAUUCAUCAGUCAUCAGUUUCCAAGUACCAAAUCUUGCGUCGACUUUUUGCCCAUGCAAAAUCACCAAAGUCUACCUCAGAGACAUCCACUGCUGACCAGCCGUCUGGAUCAGGCGGUUGUGGCACAAUCAGCAGCUACAGCAUUGAUGACCCUCCUGAUCAAGCGGCAACCUCGACCACAUCUAUAGAUGUGGCUGAGGUACCAGUGACCAAUACAGGAGGCAACUCCACAAAGACUCUGACUUGUACAGACAUUGUCUCAUCGCAACGGGACGCCAACAUUUCUAAUAAGAGCAGUGCAGGGAUUUUACAAGGAGGCCGCAAGGUCUAUCUUUCAUCGUAUAUCAGUCAAACACCAAAGCCACCUCGCUUGACCGAAGAGCCGUCGGCCGGCUGCCAAAGUGUCCAGCGUCAACUGGCCGCCAGAUAUCUGCAGGAACAACCGUUUGACCUCACUCUCAAAUCAACAAGCACAGCCCCCACCCCACCCCAAACAAAUCCACCACCACCACCACCUCCUCCUCCUCCUCCUCCUCCACCACCCCCACGACAACAACAACAACAACAACAGCAAAAGAAAGUUAAAUUGGAGAGGGAACCUUAUGUGAUUACAACCAACCGGGUUGAGGGCAGCACCCGGACACAAGUAAGCCAAAUGCUCGUGAAACAUGAAGAAGUGAAACAAGAAGAAGAUGGUAGUCACCACAUAAUGUCCAUCCUUACAGGAAAAACAGACCGUGUCUCAGCUGAGUCCACUGCUGACUCUCUUAUUGUCUUCAAUGUUGGCAAAUCCAAAACUAGUGGGUGGAAAAAACCACUGAGCAAAGGAAAAUCAAUAGACAAGACAAUUUCUUUACUUGUUGGUCUUUUUUCUUUCUUUAUUUCAUUUUCUUUCUUUUCUCUGUUUGUCACUACCUUCUAUUUUUUGUUGAAUGUAUCCUAUUUGAUUCUAUUUUUCUUUUCCUCCUUUCUCUGUUAUGCUGCUUUUUUCCAUAUUUUCUUCAUUUUUUUGUCACUCACCCUCAUUUACUGUACCCUUUUUCAAUUACAUCCUUCCUUAUUUUCUUCCUCUCUCUCUUUAUAUUGCAACCACUCAUUUGUUGAAUUUUUUUACUUCUUCUGUGUAUUUUUCUUCCUCUUUCUCUCUUGUUUCUCCCUUAUUUUUACUUUCUAA
Acanthosepion pharaonis is the source of this 1611-nucleotide messenger RNA. The record is from the annotation of a GenBank genome assembly. Lineage: Eukaryota; Metazoa; Mollusca; Cephalopoda; Sepiida; Sepiidae.